AUCACCAAUUUAUUUAGGUGUAAACAAACACACAUACACACGCCCAUUGGAUGGAAGUACAAAAUUAGCCAUCCUAUUGUCCAGCGCGGCAAUAUUCCCAUCUAGAAUUUGGUCCCUUCAAGGCUCCAACCCUUCGAUUUGAAUUUGAAACCCGAAAAAAAGGAAAACAAACAAAUUAAGGUAUAAAAUUGAAUUGAUUUGUUUACAGAAUUACAUGUGCUUUCCUUCCGCUUUUUUCUUCUGUAGAUUUACCGGUGAAGUAACGCUACUUAACGGCGCGCUCUUCUUGCAAAUUCAAAUUCUCAUCCCUCCACAUCCCAAUUUUGCUCUACUCAUUCAUUCAUUCAUUUCCCUUUUCCCCCCAACCCCCAUUAAAAAACCCACUUUGAAACCCUAGACCAACCAAAUUCAAAAUUUCAAGACACCCAUCUUAAUAUACCUAGUCCAUAUACUUACUCUCUCUUUAUCGUUUAAGUAAUUCAAAUUUACAGUCUUGAAUUUGAAUUUUCUGGGGUUGCUGAAAAGGCGAAAUUCUUGAAAAGUUUUCUUUAGGGAAUAAUGGAUGAGAAUUGUGGGAUUUCUGAACAGUCUAUUGGGAAGACUGGAUCUGGGGUAAAGGUCAUUGCUGGGGAGAAGAGGGGCAGCGCAGAAGUUGAAGAAAGAACCGGACUUGGUCACAAAAGAGUGAAAAUGAGGGAUCUUGUAUCUGUUCUGCGUGCAGAAGAAAAAACUGAAAUGGGCACCAGUAAACUGGUCACUGAUCCUGCAUUUAGUUUGAUUGAUCUGAAUGCAAAUAUUGUUGCCUCUAGCAAUGCAACUACAUCAUGUGUUGAAGAAACCAACAAAAUGGCCUCUCUGGGGAAGAAAGGCAAUGGUCGCGACGGGGACUUUAUGAAGUCAAAGGGGUUUGCUUUAGAUCUGAAUGCAGAAGAUGUUUCUAGCUCUAUUAAUCAUGAAUCUUCAUAUCCGUACAAGACCUCCGCCUACUUGAAAUCAAAGGAUGAUUUUGAGUGUGCAAGUUCAGUUGGUCCAUUGGAUGAGAAUGAGUCGAUGAGAAUCUGGAAUGAGAUGAAACAAAAUGGUUUUCUUUCACAUACUCACGGAGGUGCACCCAUGCCAAAGAUGCAAGGGAGGAAAAGUAAAACUGAUGGGAUGAAGAAAAAGAUAGAGCUUGCAAAGAAAGAACGAGUUGACAGGUUUGCGAAGAUUGCUGCACCGAGUGGAUUGCUCAACGGGUUAAACCCGGGGAUCAUAAACCAUGUCAGGAACAGUAAGCAAGUUCAUUCCAUUAUAGAAGCCCUAGUAAAAUCUGAAAAGCGUGAAAAUGCCCAUGGUAGGAGCAAGGUUCCUUCCAACCAAACAAAGUGGGGAUUGAAAGACCAUAAUGAAAGAAAGAAAGACCAGGAGAAUUUAGAUGGUCCAGGAGCAAGCAGAUUCAACCCUGCUGUUGAAGAUCUGCCAGGAGACACGUGUACGAGUGGUUACCUAACAUCACUGAAUAAAUCAAUCUCUUUGAACUCAGUGUUUACAGGUGGAGAUGGAGGUUCAUGCAUGGUUGCUGGAAAGAUGGUUUAUCGUCCAAACCCUAACAUAGGCAUUGAGGAUGAUGCACUUGCACUGAAAUUGUCAUCAUCCACAACCAUUGCAUCAGAUAAUACGAGCUCAUUAUCUAAUGAGGAAUCAGCAAACCUAGCAAGUGUUAAUUCACUUUCUAUUAAAGCUGCUAACGUAGCUUCACAAUGGUUGGAAUUGCUUCAUCAAGACAUUAAAGGACGUCUUGCAGCAUUGCGGCGUAGUAAAAAGAGAGUCCGGGCUGUAAUUCAUACAGAAUUCCCUUGCUUAUUUUCCAGAGAGUUCACAUCUAAUCAAGAGAACAGCUCAUAUGAUACACAAAGCACUUCCAUUGGUCAUUUUGACAAUGCUAAUGCGCAUGCUCAUCGUGGUAGAUGGACAGCAUUGUUUGAUCAGAUGGAUAGAGCUCUUUCAGAAGAAGAAGGGCAACUGGAAAGUUGGCUCAACCAAGUAAGGCAAAUGCAGCAGCAAUGUGAACAGGGUCUUCAGAAAUAUGGUGCACUGAUGCAUCAGUUGGCGAUAUUGCAAAAUGACUGUAGAUUAGAGAAAGCCGAGAGUUCUGAAACGGAUUUGGCAGUCAGGGCUGCUGCUGCUUCCAUUUAUUCAACUUGCAACUUUCUAUCUUCGAUGGAAAACCUUCCUUGUUGCUGAUAGUUCCAUUCACAGUUCCUUCUUGUAUAACUGGUGCCAAUUAUACUGUACUUUUGACUCCCCUGAUUCAUUUCUAGUAAGUAUUCAAUAUGCAAUGUUGUGGUAAUUGAUGUUGUUAGCUUUGUAACUUAUUUAUAGUUCACUUUGGAUAUCUUCAAGCAGAAUCAGCUUUAACAAAGACCAUAUUUGUUACCUGAUUAUCUUCUAAUAGAAAUUUGGAUUAGUCGCUA
Capsicum annuum is the source of this 2453-nucleotide messenger RNA. RefSeq lists its product as uncharacterized. Bases 559 to 2223 code for a protein of 554 amino acids. The transcript has 7 exons. The record is from RefSeq and is a predicted model, not a curated record. NCBI's taxonomy places the organism in Eukaryota, Viridiplantae, Streptophyta, Magnoliopsida, Solanales, Solanaceae.